AUGGCACCUAAGAUCUUCCUGACCGGAGUCACUGGCUACGUUGGUGGUGACGCCUUCUACGCCCUUGAGAAGAAGCAUCCCGACUAUGAAUAUACUCUACUAGUACGAAAUGAAGAAAGGGGCAAGGAAGUCAAGGUCAAGUAUCCCAAUGCGAAGCUUGUCUACGGUUCCCUAGACGACUCAAUCGUCAUCGAGAAGGCUGCUGCCGAGGCAGACAUUGUCGUUCAUGCUGCUCAAUCUGCCGACGACGUGCCCUCUGCUAAAGCGAUUGCGAAGGGUCUUGCAGCUGGUCAUACGACGGAGAAGCCGGGCGCCUGGAUUCACCUCUGCGGCACUGGCUUAUUGACUUGGAGAGAUACUCAAGACAAUCGCUUCGGCGAGGCACCGUACCCUGAUGAAAGGUACGACGACAUCGCCGACAUUGACAAGAUCACAUCCCUCCCCGAUAAGGCGAUUCACCGCGACGUAGACAAGAUCGUCUUGGGAGCCAACGAAACUGGCGCAGUGAAAACUGCCAUUGUCGGGCCUCCCUGCAUCUGUGGACCAGGAAGAGGACCCGUAAACACCCGCUCCAUUCAGGUCUAUGAUAUGGCUAAGUUUACACUGAAGAACGGAUUUGCUCCAGUCAUUGGCAAGGGUCUUACCGAAUGGGAUUACAUCCACGUGCACGACGUGUCAGAUCUCAUACUCAAACUUGUUGAGUCGGCUCAGGAUUCCAAAAUCACUCAAAACCCAGAGUUCUUUGGAGCGCAUGGGUACUAUUUCUGUGAGGCCGGCCCAUUCAAAUGGGGCGAUGUUGCAAAGUGGGUCGCGGAUGAGAUGGUCAAGCAAGGCUUCAUGGCUGAACCAAAAGUCGAGGUGACCACUCUGGAAAAGACCAAAAGUGAUGGCUUAUGGUCAAGCGUUACAUGGGCUAUAAACUCCAAGAGUUUCGCGAACAGGGCAAGGAAGAACCUCGGCUGGGAGCCCACUCGCGGGAACCUUAAGGACGCCAUACCAGAAAUAGUGUCCUCGGAAGCAAAGCGCCUCGGCAUCAAGCCCCAGGCGGCAUGA
Messenger RNA from Diaporthe amygdali, 1053 nucleotides. RefSeq lists its product as uncharacterized. The record is from RefSeq and is a predicted model, not a curated record. Bases 1 to 1053 code for a protein of 350 amino acids. The transcript is spliced from 6 exons. NCBI's taxonomy places the organism in Eukaryota, Fungi, Ascomycota, Sordariomycetes, Diaporthales, Diaporthaceae.